This is a messenger RNA of Salvelinus fontinalis (brook trout), 2654 nucleotides long. RefSeq names its product THAP domain-containing protein 5-like. The record is from RefSeq and is a predicted model, not a curated record. The transcript has 3 exons. Lineage: Eukaryota; Metazoa; Chordata; Actinopteri; Salmoniformes; Salmonidae. The coding region runs from base 293 to 1255 and encodes 320 amino acids. Gene Ontology annotation, cellular component: nucleus.
UUCUAUAUGUGCAGAUACAGUCCUACUCUUAGCUAGCUUAACUAGCAUGCUCAUAUUGGUUGCUGGCUAGCGUUGUGUAUCCAGCAGUGCCCUCAGAACAAAUAGUUAGCUGUCAUAGAAAAACACAAAGCCUCCUUUGUUUACCAUUGUGUAUAACAGAAUGACUGCUGCUGCAUUUGUUGUUAUUGUGUUUCUUGGGCUUCAGCCGAGGCUGAAACACUAGUAACGUUACAGAAGCAAUGCUUUGUUCCCCUUGCAAGAUGAGGUCAGGCUGCAGAUAUGGGUAGACAACAUGAAGCGAGAGGAGUGGAUCCCCAGCAGACACCAGUACCUGUGUAGUGAACAUUUCACUGAGGACUGCUUUGACCUGCGAUGGGGGAUCCGGUACCUGAAACACACUGCCUUCCCUACCAUCUUCCCUCACACACACCAUGAUGAAGAUAGAGCCAUUUCCACCAGUAAGAACACCACCAAGCCCAAAACCAGGAUAUGCGACGCCAACAUUGAACUCAUCCGCUCCCCCUCCCCUCCUGGCAAGAAUACACCUCUGAUUCUGAAAAGGACAGUCAGAGUGGAACCAGUCGUGGUGAGUGUCACUCCUGUCCCUAACCCUGAGGAUGCGAGUGAAUCUACGGUCACUACACUGUUAUAUGAAAGACCGCUUGUUUCAGACACAGAGGCCUCUACUCCUAGUGAAAUGGUCCUGGGGGAGGUGAUGCUCUCAGAGACCCAGGCUGCAGUGUGUGAGGUGAACAGAGAACGAUCUGGAGACAGUGGUGGGAUACUGACAGCCUCAUGCUUGAACCUGUCUGGUGAGACACUGCAGCAGCUGGAUACACUGGACUCCACUGUGACUGUGCUCUGCUGUGAAUCCGUCGUCCCUGUCGGCCAUUUCUCUGAAUGUGAAGCCACGGUGGACGCCCUCCAUGUGGCCCUCGGUCAGACGUUUAGGAUCUUCCCUCUGGAGCUGCGGAGGGAGGAGUGGGUGGGAGACCGGGAGGAGGGCCCCGGGGAGGGGGAACACAUCUCUGUGUACGAGCACUCCUACUCCAAACAGGACACGGACCAGGAACAGCUGUGGAGGAAGACAGCCAGCCUCCACAACAAGAUCAUGGAGCUGGAUAGGAGAGAGGAAAGCACCAUGGCUAAAAUACGAUCGCUUGAGAGCGAGAUGGCACAUCUGAAGAAGAGCAACAUUGUUUUCAAAGAAAAGCAGAAAUUACUAGAGGACUAUAUUACUUCUGCGUUGCUCUGAUGUCUUAACCCUAGUGCUUUGUUUCCAUUAACAACGGUCUUUCUGAUGAGAUGUGUUUUGUGUUGUUAUUACACAGUUAUUACAGGGUUAUUACAGUCUCAAUCACUUGUACUUAUUUAUUAUCUGUUUACAUGUUUCACACGAGUUUUAUUACUUACUUGUAGUGAGGCCCUUCUCGGAGAACGUUCUGGGCAGGGGAUCCCUGUCCUUCCAUUUGUCUCCGCUAGGUGGCACUGUGUCUUUAGGAUAGGCCCUGGCGCUAUGCACUACUGUUUAUGUUUAGAAUGACAUAAAUGUCAUUUGGAGUGUAAUUUGGAGCGUUUUAAGGGAAGUGAUAUUCCCUAUUCUUGUGCUACAGAUGGUUGUUUGUUUUAUUCAAUGAUAUAGUAUUUGUAUAUCAUAUCUACUGUGCGGUCAUACGGCUCCUUACUUUGCUUGUUAUUAAUGUAUAAAAAGGGAAAUGUUUUUCGCUACUGUUUUAUAUGUAUGUGGAUAAUAACAAGUAUCCUGUGGUAUGUAAGUAUCUGAGUAAUUGAGACGAUUGCACCGUUUUAGGUGUAUCUUCUUGGUUCUAAUUAAAUGGUUGAAUAGGAAAAGGUGCAAUGCUUGCUCACUAUUCGAAAUAUAUGUUUAUCCAAGCAACUAUUAAAAGCUUGACAUUUCGGACUUCAUCAAUGGCCUUCAUCAGAACAGGUUCUGAUAAAUAAACGGGUUCUGGUGAAUAAACCGGUUCUGAUAAAUAAACCGGUUCUGAUAAAUAAACCGGUUCUGAUGAAUAAACAGGUUCUGAUGAAUAAACAGGUUCUGAUGAAUAAACAGGUUCUGGUGAAUAAACAGGUUCUGAUAAAUAAACCGGUUCUGGUGAAUAAACCGGUUCUGAUGAAUAAACCGGUUCUGAUGAAUAAACAGGUUCUGAUGAAUAAACCGGUUCUGGUGAAUAAACAGGUUCUGAUGAAUAAACAGGUUCUGAUAAAUAAACCGGUUCUGAUAAAUAAACCGGUUCUGGUGAAUAAACAGGUUCUGAUAAAUAAACAGGUUCUGAUGAAUAAACCGGUUCUGAUAAAUAAACCGGUUCUGAUAAAUAAACAGGUUCUGAUGAAUAAACAGGUUCUGAUAAAUAAACCGGUUCUGGUGAAUAAACAGGUUCUGAUAAAUAAACAGGUUCUGAUGAAUAAACCGGUUCUGAUAAAUAAACCGGUUCUGGUGAAGGCCAUUGAAGGCUGAAACGUCAAGCUGUUAAUAGUUGCUUAAAUAAAAUAAUACAUUUGAUGUUCAACAAGCGUUGCAUCUUUUUGAUGAUGUAACUGUUUGCUCCUUGACUCCCAUUGGUUGGGCGUCCUCUACUUCUUUCCAUAAUGUCAUUAAAUGGUCAACUGACUUCUCAUUGAUGAAAAUACAA